Talaromyces proteolyticus is the source of this 1948-nucleotide messenger RNA. RefSeq lists its product as uncharacterized. The coding region runs from base 99 to 1571 and encodes 490 amino acids. The record is from RefSeq and is a predicted model, not a curated record. The transcript has 5 exons. NCBI's taxonomy places the organism in Eukaryota, Fungi, Ascomycota, Eurotiomycetes, Eurotiales, Trichocomaceae.
UGAUCCUCUCCUCCUCUCCUCUUCGUCUCACCCCCCCGAUCUCCUCCCAACCCCUUUCGCUCGCUCGCCGCUGUACGUGCACAAUCGACGCCUCUUCAAUGUCGGAUAAAUCGAGCUCGUCCAGCGCGCAUCUAGAGCCACCUCACAAGGGCGUCGAGGUGGAGGAUUCCGGGGUUCAGGAGUCUGCAAGCGAAGAAGACCACUUCUCCGAUGCCAGCGAAGGCCGCAGCCAAGAGAAUUCCUUAGCCUCGUCUCGAGCAGCCUCGCCAGUGCCUCGGACGCGUGUUGAGAAGGUCGAUGACCAGCCCCGCCAUGGAGAGGUUCCUGGCACAUUGGCAUACGAAAAGAGAGAACAGGAUGCCGUUCCGGAUGAAAUGGAAGUGGUGCCAGAGGGUUCGCGGAGUCGAAGUUCGUCCAGAGUAGCACGGCCAUCCACACCGGGGGGAACCCCCAUUCCACGAACGAUGGUUGUGAAGGUCGACGAAACACCAAGCCACGGUGAGGUACCAGGAACGGAAGCGUACGAAUUGCGAAAGGCAGAUGCGGUCCCGGAUACUGUUGUCAAAACACCAGGCGAUCAGACACCGUCAACCUUGCAGCGGGAAUACUCAGAACAAUCUGUUCCUGAAACUCUACUCUCACGAGUGGAUACUCUUCCGAAAGACCCUACCUCACCAAGGCUCCGUGCCCACAGCCGAAGCCCCAGUGAUGCACUGCCAGAUUCUAUAGAGACAAUAGAGGAUACCUCCGGCGAUGACGACUUUGGUGAUGACUUUGAUGAAUUCGAAGAAGGUGAAAAUGGUGAAGCAGCAGGUGAUGAUUUUGGUGAUUUCGACGAGGGCUUUGAAGGUCCCGCAGAGGGGGUUCUUGAAGAUCCUAGUAAAGUCUCCACGCAGCAUCCUGCGUCGCCUUUGCUGCCCCUUCCGGAGUUUAACGCUAUGCCUUCCAUCUCCGACCUUUUGUCAGCGACCGAAGAUUCUCUUGACACACUCUUUCCUGAAACAAAAGAAAUUUCUUCUCUGCCGCCCUUAGAGCCAAUAUCAGAUCAUUCAGCAAUAUUCAGCAGCGAACGUUCACUCUCGUUAUGGUCACAGCUUGUCGCUCCACCCCCAUUGCAACCUCCCAACUGGGUCAAGUCUCGCAUUCGACGCUUAUUUUUAGUAUCCCUUGGUGUCCCUGUUGAUUUAGAUGAAAUUUUACCGGCAUCAAAACAAAAGAAACUGAUCCUACCAUCCAUCAAUCUCGAAGGCUCUGGGGCUUCUGCAUACGACUUAUCCAAAACCCUGAACAGAUCAAAAAACAACGACGGCACUGGUCCUCAAAACGACUCCACAUUAUCGCUUGAUCUUUCGGCGGUACGGCGACUAUGUUCUACAACAGAUGCUGCUCUAGAUGGCUUCACCGACACUGAGCUCCAAGGCCAUGUGGUACUGCUAGAAACGACGACGACAAAAGCAGAUGAGGUACUCCAAUAUUGGUGUAAAAAGACCGAUGGUCUAAUUAGCGAGAAAGAAGCAUUUGAAGGAGUGAUUGAAAAUUUGGUCAACCAUGCUAGGCGCGUUCGGAAAUAACACCAACUUGGUGAUCGACUCCCACUUUUCUGAUAUUAUAUAUGACAACACUUUACGACCUUUAUAAUUGCGUGCUAGGGACUUGAAAUACGUUUAGCGCAGGAUGACUUGAUUCAGCAUCUCAAGGAGAACUUGACGGGAAAAACAGACGGCUGUUUUUCCAUAUUAAUUAUCAUUUUAAUGUAUAUAUCGUUUUUAGGGCUACUCCCGUUGCAUUCAAUACUAUGGUGAUGGGAUAAAAUAGAGCUUUGCCUACAUCCAUGAGCCAAAACUUUAGUAAUGCUAGGAUCAUCAAUUAUUGAUAUCACAAAGUAAAUAACCGUCAAUACUAUGUACUGACAGAUGCAGGGAGUAACCUAUGUGUCGGCAUACCAAUG